UGUUAACCUAACAUUAUUACAGUGCUUCGGUGUUCACAUUUCAAUUUGUGCUUCUUGUACUCAUUAAGUAAAUUUUAUGUGGAAAGUAAUGCUACUUCAUGUAUCAACAGGCCUAGUCAAUAACCAUUACUCAGGAUUAUAUAAUAUCAUAUUAGUAUAAUAUUUAAUAUUUACCUCCAUACAGAGGCUUAAUUACUUGCCUUAUGGAUAAUUCAUUUAAUAAGCUAAAAUUUCCUAAAAUGAACAUAUUUAUGACUGCUUUACUGCUAGCUAAUAUUAGUCCUUUGGUAGUUUUAGAAAAUAUUGAAGAUACAAAUUAUAAAAGGCAAAUAAAAAAUACUCCCAUUAAAAGUUCAAAGCUUCCAGCCUGUCAGGCAUGUAAGAUGUUGGUUGAAUCUUUCCUAUUACAAAUCAAAGCUAUGUCAGGUACAUUUUCUAGUACUGAUAGCAAACAAGUUGAAAAUUCGGAUGUCAAGAUUUUGGAAGACAUUUUCAAGAAAUUGUGCCACAGUGACAGUUCUACAGAUCAUUGCUACUCAUUGGUUGACAAAAGUAAAGAAGACUUGAAGAACUGGUGGACUAUUGAUAGGAAAACUAAUCCUGACCUCUUACACUACCUGUGUGUUAUAAAGCUCCACUUUUGCUGCCCAAGUGGGCACUAUGGCCCUAAAUGCUAUCCGUGUCCCGGUUUCCCUGAUAGAAUCUGCAAUAGUAAUGGGAAAUGUAAGGGAGAUGGCACACGUAAAGGCAACGGUGAAUGUUCCUGUGACGUUGGAUACUCCGGCAAGACGUGCAACGAAUGUGCUGAUUCAUAUUACAUUUCAUAUAAAGACAACGAAAAAAUGCUUUGUAGUAGAUGCCAUUCUGCAUGUGAUGGUAAUUGUUCUAGAGCUGGGACUAGAGGGUGCAUGGCAUGCAGGGAUGGUUGGAGAAUGGAUAAAACACGAGGGUGCGUUGAUGUCAACGAGUGUUUUUCAAAGAGAUUGCCAUGUAAAAGAAGCGAGUUUUGUAUCAACAACGAGGGAUCAUUCUCGUGCAUGGCAUGUGACCCUUCUUGUGAUACUUGCACAGGAGAUGGCCCCGAUAUGUGUGAAAAAUGUGCUGCAGGGUUUGUUCUUAAAGAUAACAUAUGCAUAAAUGAAAAAGACUAUGUAUCAUAUUCGGAUGUCACACGAUAUAUUACGUACGUGGGGCUCUGUUUUGCCACCUACAUAGUAUUUCAGAAUAAUCCAUUGAUAGCUAGUGCUAUUGGACUGUGUGUAGCAAUUUAUGUCACUGUGUCAGAAUACUUAUUAGGAACGCUCACAGCUGCAUCAUUUACAAGAUUAUUAGAGAGACUUGACCAUUUAUGGAGAGAUGUUUAAGAUUAAUAAUGUGGAUCAUAGUGAUAAAUAAAUGCACAUAACCAUUAGAUA
Messenger RNA from Macrosteles quadrilineatus (aster leafhopper), 1415 nucleotides. RefSeq names its product cysteine-rich with EGF-like domain protein 2. NCBI's taxonomy places the organism in Eukaryota, Metazoa, Arthropoda, Insecta, Hemiptera, Cicadellidae. Gene Ontology annotation, molecular function: calcium ion binding. The record is from RefSeq and is a predicted model, not a curated record. The transcript has a single exon. Bases 204 to 1364 code for a protein of 386 amino acids.